Clavispora lusitaniae ATCC 42720 is the source of this 1278-nucleotide messenger RNA. RefSeq lists its product as uncharacterized. Lineage: Eukaryota; Fungi; Ascomycota; Pichiomycetes; Serinales; Metschnikowiaceae. Gene Ontology annotation, biological process: maturation of SSU-rRNA. Gene Ontology annotation, cellular component: cytoplasm. The record is from RefSeq and is a predicted model, not a curated record.
AUGUCCAGCCACGACGAGUAUUCUUCAGACGAAGAAGACGUUUUUGACGACAAAUCCAACGUUUAUUUGGGUUUCACCGAUGUCGCUUUCGCAGAGGAGGAUGAAGCACCUACGAUAGAAGAUACGUUUAUUGGUGGCCAACCCAUCUGGCUUCAUCCGCAAUCUGAACCACCAGCGAAAAUGCUUCAAUGCGACAACUGCCAACAAAACAUGGCAUUGUUAUUACAAGCGUUUGCCCCGAUUGAAAGCAAGCCAUAUGAUAGAGUAAUUUAUAUCUUUGCGUGCAAGAACACUCAGCACUGCUCGAGACAAAAGGGAUCGGUGAAAGCUAUUCGGGCAGUGAACAAAGACCCGCAACGGAUGGCGGAGAUUGAGCACGAGCAGGAGGAGGAGACGCAGCGGUUAUUGAGCGAGAAAUUGCAGCUUGAAGAGAAGAAGAAAUUGCAGAUUGAAAUGACUAAGGACUUGUUCGAUGCGACAAAGCCUACGAAAAAAGAUGAGAACCCGUUUGGGUCUGCAAACCCAUUUGGUUCUGGAAAUCCAUUUGGAUCUGCAACUCCAUUUGAGUCAAGUAAGGAAUCGAAUCCAUUUGCGACAAACAAGAAUGCUACGGAGAAACAGCCCGAGCGCAUCGAAGAGCCAACAACUAAAGUGCCCACAUAUGCUGAAGCGUCCAAGAUUAAUGUACCCACGGUUGCUACUGAAGUCAAAAAUUCUACGAAAUUGCCAGAGUACCCUGGAUUUUUUGUUUUCACCGAGCAAGAGAAGUUCAAAAAGACGACGGAGCCCGAGUUGGAGAAGUACAAGCACUUGAUAGAAAGCGCAGAGAGUGACGAGCCACGCGAAAGAAGCAUGUCCAGCGGCAGCGUCAAUGCUCAACAUAGCCAGAUCGCCAGCAUGCUUAACGACAAGCACUUUGAAAACUUCUCUAGCGUGGUAGGCCACAACCCAUCGCAAGUUCUUCGGUACGAUUUGGGAGGGAAACCUCUUCUUUACAACGGAAAAGACGAUGUGGCCAAGGCAUUUUCUACGGGUGGAAUCCCAGAUCCGGCGUACAACCCGUCUUCGCGCCGGCAAUUUGAGCUUCAGCUCAUGCCGAAGGCCAUCAUGGACCUUGAGCAACUGGCGCAAACAUCGGUUGCUGAUAUUUUGAACGGCAUGGCAUGGGGCACUAUCGUGGUGGCAACUGAUGUGGAGGACUACAUGCCCAAAUUGGAUGAGCAUCACGUUGGCUACGUCCAGGAGUAUUGUGGAGUCCAAUGGGAGGAGAGUGUUUAG